UAGAAUUAAUAGGGAAUUAUCGAAUGGCUGAAAUGGGCUGAAAUUACAGCAAUGUUCCCCAUGACAUAGAAUUAUUGAAUGGAAUAAUGGAAUAAGACUCUCGAAUUGCUGGGAAAAGAAAAUCACAAACUGCGAUCAUCUAUCUUCAUGGUGAAGUCAAGAGUCACGUUUGACAAACACGUUCGAGUGAUUUGAUGACAAGGUUUAGAUGAACGUUACGCAAAAGCAUUUGAAAUUUUCUGGGUUGGUUUUAAUGAUUUUGUUCUAAAACCUGUAAAGCAAAUACAUAAGUGAUGCAGAAUUCAAAUAACUUCAUCGAUGUGUUGUAAGAUAGCUUGGGAACUCAAAAUAACAACACUAAAAUUCAAUGAAGGACAACUUAAUCAAAAGACAAUAUACUUCCAUGAAGGAAAAGAAAAUAUCAUCCAAGACUUCCAAAUCAAAAUGAAAAAAAAUCAAAGCAAAACAUAUAACAACGAUUCGUACUCUAAGGCUAGCUCAUUUAAUGAUAGUUUCAAAGGUUAUAAUACAAAAAAUAAAAAAACAUUAAAGGAGAAUUUUUCGAAUCAUCCCAUCACAAGAAACUUGCCCUCGUCAUCUUUUCAUGAUAGUAAUCACUUGGGGAUAUCUAUGGAUACAGGACAUUUUUCCAAUAUUUGUAAGCCAAGACAAAUGGGUAGAACAGUUGAGUCAUCAAGUGGGGACAUGCAUGGAUGUGGUGACAUUUUGAUUAAUGAAAGUCCAAACAAACGUGGUUUUACGCAGGCCACGUUUUCGUCUGGCAUUAAAGACAAUAAAGCAAAAUCAGUGGAACAAGUGUAUUCACAUCAACGCCAUGAUAAUUCUCAUAAACUUCAGGAGUUGGGUGCUCGUUGUCAUGAAAGUAAUGCCACGACUGGACAUGAUACAGCGUACCCAAACAUUGAUGAAGAAAAAUUAUUUAAAGGCUCUGGAAGUAGUGAACAUUGUGAUAGAAACAAUGAUCGCUUGAAGAUGAAAGAAAAAAGUACAAAUUUGGAGGAAGAUGGAGAUAAAUUAUUUGCCGACGAAGUAUGCCUAGAUGAACCACUUCACAAGAGAAAGUCUCGUUUAUCUACCUCAAGUUUUAUAAGCAAUAUUGAAAAUAACUAUUGGGGAGAGAAUAAGAAAGAUCAGAACUUGCACUUACGAAAAGAAGAAAAACUUUCGCGGGGCAGUGGAGGAAUGAAUAAAGAAACAAUGGAGGAUUAUCUGUGUGAAGAUACAUGUGCGACAGAAAAAAAAUUUAAUACUAAUGAACCUUCGGUAAAAAAUAAUGACAAAAAUGCUGAAGUUAAGGAAGACAAAGCUUCAUCAUACAUUCCGAAGAAUACGAACAAAAAUGAUGAUGGUGUGAAUGAUGCUAAAUUACCCAGACGCGUUGCGGGCAGCAGGCGAAAUAAACCGAAGAAAUCCCGAGCUUCAAAAGAAUCAAAACGAAUACCACGUCCUACACAGUCACACGAACAUUGCGUGUCACGUGACGUAAAUGCAUCGAUGGCAAGAUUUGAGGAGAAGUUCUUGGUUUUUCUUGGCCUCGUGAAAAGCGGUGUUCUCUCUGCGCUGUCAAAUUUUCCUCACUACUUCAGCGUGGCAUGGUCUAUGAUGUCUUAUAUUCUACGAUUAAUCAUCGUACUUUUUCUCAUGUUGAUGUUGCGCAUGUGGACGAUUGUGAAGAGCUGUGCUGGAAAGACAUUUUCCUUGUUGCGAUGUAUGAUUUUCAAGAAACAACCAAACAUUCCAAAUACUUCUACUGACCAGCAGGCAAAACGUCGAAACUUUCAUGAAAGCACCCAUUCGACUCCUCAAGGAGCUGAUGAAUUAGUUUCCAAACUCCUCUCUUCGCGUGAUCUCAAUGCAUAUCAAGUCCUUGGCGUGUCGUCCAUGUCUACCGACGAAGAAAUAAAGCGAAAGUAUAGAGACAUGGCGAAGAUGGUCCAUCCAGAUAAAAAUACUCAUGAAGACUCUGGUGAAGCAUUUCAGAUAUUGCAAACCGCCUUUGAGGCCAUUUGUGAUGAGGAAAAACGAAAGGCUUAUGAAUGUGCAAAUCAAAGAGAAAAAGUUGAGGAAGAAAUGGAGAAAUUCUUUCAUCAUUUUAUGGAUAAGGUGAAGAACAAUGUGAUGUGUAGUGCUUGUCAUGGUUUUCACCCACGAGUAGCCACAAAUCGCUCUGUAUUUGCUGCGCGAUACUGCGCAAAAUGCAAUGAAAGACAUCCAGCUAAAGAGGGUGACGUUUGGGUUGAAACUAGUUAUUUUGGAUUUAAGUACUUCUGCUAUGUAUGUAAAGAUGGUGUGGUGUACGAAGUCACGGAAUGGGGCGCUUGUCAUGGAUUACUCAAACUUCCCCCAAAUGCUCACCGUGUAUAUGUGUCAGUCACAUCAGAACAACGUCCACCUUGGGAGAACAUUUUUGACGACAAACGCACGACUUGCAACAGUCAAAAUAAAGCUCGCAACAAUGAGAAGAAACGAAGAACAGGAAAAGGAAAAUCUAGCAAAAAUAAAAAGCGAGUUUAGAAUCCUUUAGCCGUUUAGUCCGUUGAGUUAUUAUUAUCGUGGAAUAAUUUCAGGCAUGCGCAUAAUUAGUAUGACGUAAGCAAUUUCGCAUUGCGUUUAAGGUUGGGUAUGUUGAUGCAUAAUUUUCACACAACUUUUUCGUGUGUAUAGAAUUAUGAAAGUUCGGAUAAGACUUUGGUUUUUAAUUGGAUGGUGACUUACGUAACAGUCAAUGAAUUUCAUUUAGGUUUUACUAGGAGUCAUUCAUCAUAAAUACUUUUUGUAAAAGUUUCCUUAUGUUUGGAGGUAACUAAAGCAUGUAACAGCUAUGAUGGAUGUUUCGUACAUAGUAAAAUAGUAUAUUGUACCAGAGAUAACUACAUAAAAACUAUUGUGCUUAAAGAUUUUUUCUUAGCUUCUUACAAGGACAUAAAGGAUGAAAUAAUUAUGAUGGAUUCAUAAUAAAGAAACGUUGUGUUAGAGAUAACUUUAUUUUAGGGAAUAGGGUAUGGGUAUAUGUAAUAGUUGUAAUGAAUUUAUCAAUUACAAGUUGAAAAGUUUUUCAGUGAA
Xenia sp. Carnegie-2017 is the source of this 3084-nucleotide messenger RNA. RefSeq lists its product as uncharacterized. Gene Ontology annotation, molecular function: dopamine receptor binding. The record is from RefSeq and is a predicted model, not a curated record. The transcript has 14 exons. NCBI's taxonomy places the organism in Eukaryota, Metazoa, Cnidaria, Anthozoa, Malacalcyonacea, Xeniidae. Bases 319 to 2535 code for a protein of 738 amino acids.